AUGAACAAUAAUCUCUUCCCACCACUUGCUCUUCACUACAUGAUUUUCACACUCUUCUGCAUCUUGAUCGCCAUCCCUUCAUCUUACUGUGAUGAUGAGCUGUACGAGGCAUGCAGGAACCCCCACCCUUUCUCAUGUGGUGGGUCGGUUGUAUUGAAUUUAUUGUAUCCUUUCUGGGGAGACGGAAGGCGGCGGGAGUGUGGUAAAAAUGAAUUCGAGCUCACUUGUGAAGACGAUCUGCAUCCUAUAAUAAACUUUCCAUCUCAAAAGUUUCGAGUUUUGGACAUCAACACAAAUGAUCAAACAGUGACAAUUUUAAGAUAUGAUCAUAACUGGGACCUUACUGUUUGUCCUGAAAGACCCGCCGUGAGCGUUAAUUUCAACGGAUUUCUCUCCAAUUACAGCUCAAACGUUCGAAACCUCAGUUUAUUCUAUAAUUGUACUGAUAAAUCGCCACCGGGUUCAAAUACUUAUACUUGUCGUCAACAAGGAAGUGAAGAUAGGAAAGGCUUUUACACAAUUGAUGACGAGCCAGACUAUUUUCCAAAUCUUACCAAUACAUGUGGCAAUGUUACAAAAGUCCCCAUUCUGUUCACUGCUGCUCUAGAUAAGAACAAGAAUGAACCUCAAAAUGACCUGGAAUGGCUGAGAGAAAUUUUAGAUAUGGGGUUACAAGUGAAGUAUGAGGCAGAGAACCGGCUCUGUUCUGCAUGUCAAUCUUCUGCUGGGAUAUGCGGAUCUAAUUAUUCAAAUUCAGGGGAAUUUGUGUGCUUUUGCCGUGACAAACCUUGCCCUCAUACCUGUCCUGUUAUGAAUGGUAUGCAUGCUCUGCCCACGCUCUUCCUUAUUCAUAUUUCUUUACGUUGCAUAUACUCUAAUUUCUCUUUGGUUUAA
Messenger RNA from Pistacia vera, 894 nucleotides. RefSeq names its product LEAF RUST 10 DISEASE-RESISTANCE LOCUS RECEPTOR-LIKE PROTEIN KINASE-like 2.1. Lineage: Eukaryota; Viridiplantae; Streptophyta; Magnoliopsida; Sapindales; Anacardiaceae. Gene Ontology annotation, molecular function: polysaccharide binding. The record is from RefSeq and is a predicted model, not a curated record. The coding region runs from base 1 to 894 and encodes 297 amino acids. The transcript has a single exon.